This is a messenger RNA of Anneissia japonica, 1321 nucleotides long. RefSeq names its product forkhead box protein E1-like. Gene Ontology annotation, molecular function: DNA-binding transcription factor activity, RNA polymerase II-specific; RNA polymerase II cis-regulatory region sequence-specific DNA binding. The record is from RefSeq and is a predicted model, not a curated record. The transcript is spliced from 3 exons. Bases 150 to 1130 code for a protein of 326 amino acids. Lineage: Eukaryota; Metazoa; Echinodermata; Crinoidea; Comatulida; Comatulidae. Gene Ontology annotation, biological process: regulation of transcription by RNA polymerase II; cell differentiation; anatomical structure morphogenesis.
GCUGUUGUUGUUUAUGCGAUAAAGAAACUCUUUUCUUGCAUGGCAGUACAAUGUCUUGUCUAGUGUUGAUUCGUCAGAUUUAACACGGCAAAGGAUUUGUGGAUAAACUUUGAUUGAAAACAAGUAUUUGGAUUCGGAGUGGUUUAGGUAUGAACCAUCAUCGGCCGAACGUGGUAUCGCGGGGUGUGAACAGUGCCAGUGCGGCUGAUGAUGAUGACAGUCUUGAGGACCAAGCCGAAUCCAACAAAAUAAAGGAGGACGGGAACAACGAGAAGCCACCCUAUUCGUACGUAGCCCUGAUUGCGAUGGCGAUAAAAGAAAGUCCGGAGAGGCGCCUUACGUUAAGCCAAAUUUACGAAUUUAUUAUUGAACGGUUUCCGUAUUAUGAGAAGAAUAAAAAGGGCUGGCAGAACUCGAUACGUCAUAACUUAAGCUUAAACGAAUGUUUUAUAAAGAUACCGCGACAGGGAAGCGGUGAACGAAAGGGUAACUUUUGGACCCUUGACCCGUCAUGUGACGAAAUGUUCGAAAACGGUAAUUACCGCCGUCGGCGUUGUAUGCAUCGUCCCAGUCGCCAUAACCACCAAUACGGGCAAUCGUCGGAUCAACGCACACCUUUUCAUUACCUUAAUGACUAUAGUUAUAGCCCAUACAAUCAGGUGUACCCUACUUCACUUUCGUCAUCAUCUUACCAUGGUACCGACUGGAGUACAAGCUUUCAACCGCAACCUUCUUCCUUGCAAAUUGGAUACGUUGGAUCGUCAUGCCAGAUGCCGGGGCAGCCUGCAGGCCGAGAUCAAGGUUACGAGUUAGUAAAUGCAUUUCCGUCCUACCACACCACAUCUUCCAACCACUUUAUACGUAACUAUGACGACGAGACCGGUGCCGCCCAGCGAUCAGUCCCACUGCCGCAUCAAGCAAGCGGUGUAUCGGCUUACUACCAGCACUGUCGACCUCGCAGUUAUAGCAAUUGUGAUUCAAAUGUGUCGCCAUUCUCCAUAGCGAAGCCGAUGCCUGACUAUGCGUCAGUGAUGCAUCAACCAGAAAAGAACGGUAUUGUCCACGCGUCACUCAGUAGCGGUAGUCAGAAGAAUACAAAUCAUGAUGCUGCCCAAUGGGACGGACAUUAACUCGUGAUUACGGAUUUUUUGUAAAGCACAUACCGGUACACAUCUUUAUUAUUCGUCUUGGCCCCGAAACCUACAGUCAGAAAUACCGGGGUCGUGUCCGGCGGGGGAUAGUUUUUCACCUUAGUUAGGGCAUUAUGUAAAGCGCCUAAAGAGAUCUGUGACGGUAUACAUGCAGUAUUAUUAGUACAGUA